Molecule: messenger RNA, 345 nt
Organism: Condylura cristata (star-nosed mole)
Lineage: Eukaryota; Metazoa; Chordata; Mammalia; Eulipotyphla; Talpidae
Gene: CENPA
Product: centromere protein A
Exons: 3
Coding region: 1-345 (114 amino acids)
Cellular component (GO): nucleosome
Molecular function (GO): structural constituent of chromatin; protein heterodimerization activity; DNA binding
Source: RefSeq, a predicted model, not a curated record
AUGACCCAACUCUUUCACUUAGGCACUUCCUCCCGUCUGCGUGGUUCCCGGAGCCAUAGUGUUCUGAAGGAGAUCCGAAAACUUCAGAAGAGCACCCACCUGCUGCUCAGGAAGAGCCCCUUCAGCCGCCUGGUAAGAGAAAUAUGUGUUAAAUUCACUCGUGGUGUGGACUUCAGUUGGCAAGCCCAGGCCCUCUUGGCCAUACAAGAGGCAGCAGAAGCAUUCCUGGUUCAUCUCUUUGAGGAUUCCUAUCUUCUCUCCUUGCACGCGGGCCGCGUCACCCUCUACCCGAAGGAUGUGCAACUGGCCAGGAGGAUCCGAGGCAUCCAGGAGGGGCUGGGCUGA